Messenger RNA from Toxotes jaculatrix (banded archerfish), 2366 nucleotides. RefSeq names its product lissencephaly-1 homolog B. The transcript is spliced from 11 exons. The record is from RefSeq and is a predicted model, not a curated record. Bases 414 to 1646 code for a protein of 410 amino acids. Gene Ontology annotation, molecular function: dynein complex binding; microtubule plus-end binding. Gene Ontology annotation, biological process: germ cell development; establishment of mitotic spindle orientation; microtubule organizing center organization. Gene Ontology annotation, cellular component: cytoplasmic microtubule; microtubule associated complex; neuronal cell body. Lineage: Eukaryota; Metazoa; Chordata; Actinopteri; Toxotidae.
GAAUGCGGUGGUACCAAAGAGGAGAGAAAUCUGAGCGGCCGUGCCGGGUGAUGUGAAAAGUCACAAUACCACAUCAAAACCAGGCUUUCCCAUCGCAUGCUUAGACCAGUGAAGGGGAUAUGAGAAUCACCGUUUGUCACGGGGUGAUGGGCACGUUUGAUCAGUGACUAAGAUUUGGAUUGGGCCGUUGUGAGCACUUGUGGAGCCUUUUCCCCCCACAGCUGAUUGGCAGCAGUACCUCCGGUUCACCCCCCCCCCCCCCUCUACGUGGCACUCUUUUUGCCACCUCCGAGUCUCGAAGGAAAAACAUCGCUGAGGGAUCAGACACCUCCCCACCACACACUUCCUAACCAGACUCCCCGAGCACAUCGCCUCACCGUCACCUCCCCAAGAGGGAGAGAACAGCAGCCGCCAUGGUGCUGUCACAGAGACAAAGGGAUGAACUAAAUCGGGCUAUAGCUGACUAUCUCCGUUCCAAUGGAUAUGAGGAGGCCUAUUCCACCUUCAAGAAAGAGGCUGAGUUAGAUAUGAAUGAAGAGGUAGAUAAAAAGUAUGCUGGACUCUUAGAAAAGAAAUGGACAUCAGUCAUCAGAUUACAGAAGAAGGUGAUGGAGUUGGAGUCGAAGUUGAAUGAGGCGAAGGAGGAGAUGACACAUGGAGGACCUGUGGGUCAGAAGAAAGACCCCAAGGAAUGGAUCCCCCGUCCCCCAGAGAAAUACGCCCUGAGCGGGCACCGCGCUCCUGUCACACGAGUCAUAUUCCACCCUGUGUUCUCUGUUAUGGUCACAGCCUCUGAGGAUGCUACCAUCAAGGUGUGGGACUAUGAGGCAGGAGACUUUGAGCGAACUCUGAAAGGCCACACAGACUCUGUGCAGGACAUCUCCUUUGAUCAGACAGGAAAGCUGCUGGCUUCAUGUUCAGCUGACAUGAGCAUCAAACUCUGGGACUUUCAGGGGUUUGAGUGCAUCCGAACAAUGCAUGGCCACGAUCACAAUGUGUCGUCUGUAGCCAUCAUGCCAAAUGGUGACCACAUAGUGUCUGCAUCCAGAGACAAGACCAUCAAGAUGUGGGAGGUGGCCACUGGAUACUGUGUGAAGACCUUCACAGGCCACAGGGAGUGGGUGAGGAUGGUGCGUCCCAACCAGGACGGCUCGUUGAUCGCCAGCUGCUCCAAUGAUCAGACAGUGCGUGUCUGGGUGGUUGCCUCAAAGGAGUGCAAAGCUGAGCUGCGGGAGCAUGAACAUGUGGUAGAGUGUAUUGCCUGGGCCCCUGACAGUGCUCACCCCACCAUCCUGGAGGCCACAGGCUCAGAGAGUAAGAAGAGUGGAAAGCCAGGCCCCUUCCUUCUAUCUGGAUCCAGAGAUAAAACCAUUAAGAUGUGGGACGUCAGCACUGGCAUCUGCCUUAUGACUCUGGUGGGACAUGACAACUGGGUGCGUGGGGUGUUGUUUCACCCUGGAGGAAGAUUCAUAGUGAGCUGUGCUGAUGACAAAACCAUUAGGGUUUGGGACUACAAGAACAAACGCUGCAUGAAGACCCUGUGUGCCCAUGAACACUUUGUUACCUCUCUGGAUUUCCACAAGACUUCUCCCUACGUGGUGACAGGCAGUGUCGAUCAGACAGUCAAAGUCUGGGAGUGUCGCUGAGACUGCCUCCAUCUCUUGCCCUUUCCAGCUUCCUACCCCCACCUCCAAAAGAAACCCUAAAGCCCCACUGUACCCCAUUCCUCUCCUUCUGUCCUGACAACCAGCCCAGCCCCUCACCUCUCGCACUCCAAACCAUAGUUGACCAUGGCGCUUUACCUUCCUCCCCGUCCCCUACCCUCGCUUCCCCCUCCUUCCCCCCUCCCCUACAUCAGUCCAGCCCUAUUAAGAUGACUAUUGUCCUUUUAUGUAAAUUAUUCUGGAUGUAGGGUACGCUUAAUAAAUGUCACGCAGUCUCUGACACAUAAACACACUCAAAAGAUAAGUAUUCCUUGCAUGGUGAAUCAAACAAAAAAAUUGUAUACUGUAAAAUUUGCCGAAUUUGCAUACUGUUGUCAUGACUUCCCGUCAAGUCAAAGGGUAAAUAUCCUUGUGUGCUGGCACAGGUGGAUUCCGGUUAACUGACAGUGCACGAAAAACCAAUGGCGCCCCUUGUUGAAGGGGUUUAGGUUUAUUUUAGUUUUGUUUUACUCCAUGCCUCCAUUGUUGUGGUCUGUCUCUGCGCAGAUGGUGAUAGAGAAGAUGUGAGGAAGGUAAGAAUAAAAGAAAGGAUGAGUGGAAACUGUCCAGGAGAAUAUGAUAGUAAGUUGAAGAAAAAAAAAAAAUUAAAUAGGAUGCAGCUCCCUAGUUGAAUCACUUGAGGUUCUGUGGGUGAGUGCACGU